This is a messenger RNA of Diabrotica virgifera virgifera (western corn rootworm), 889 nucleotides long. RefSeq lists its product as uncharacterized. The record is from RefSeq and is a predicted model, not a curated record. The coding region runs from base 78 to 833 and encodes 251 amino acids. The transcript is spliced from 3 exons. Lineage: Eukaryota; Metazoa; Arthropoda; Insecta; Coleoptera; Chrysomelidae.
UACAAAUUAUUAUGUCCAAAACUUUCGCCGCGGUUAGUCUAUAUAAAACACACAAAGAAACAAAGUUUAAGUGAACAAUGUACUAUAAUAUUUUAAAUAUUUCUGUGAUAAUUAUAUUAGUGGUAAACCAUACUAAAACAGUUAUGGGGAAUGAAACGUGCAACUGCAUUCCUAUGAAGCAAUGUUCAUCUUUUCUAAAAUAUUUUAAAGGUUUAGAAAGACCGUUAUCUGAAGCUUCGAAGGAACAUCUCAAAAGUAAGCAAUGCGAAGACUUCGAUGGACAAGUGAAAGUUUGCUGUGAUUUCGAGAGUACUACAGCUCCAACUCGAACUCAUCAUUCGAGAUCAUCAUAUAAAAAACAAUGUUAUACGUCCCAAUGUAUGAUGUUAAAAAGAUGCCCAUCUUUCAUGCAGUUCAUUGCUGGUGUAGAGAAGCCGUUAACUCCAGUUGUAGUAGAUUUCUUAAGGAGCCAGCAGUGCGGAUUUGAGGAAGGUUUCCCUAUGGUGUGUUGUAGAGAAUUGCCUAGAAACCUGAGAAUUCACAGUAAUCACCGACGAAAAUCGAUACCAAUUAAACCUUUAAGUGUAAAUAUAGAUGAAGAGGAUGACAAGCUAUAUAUUUAUCAAAAUCUCGUUCAGAAAACAGAUAGAACUACAACGCCAAUGAUAGAAAGUACAACUCAGAAAGUUUUAGAAGAUAGGAGAAAAAAAUAUGAGCGAUUUAAUAAAGCUUUUUACUCAAGUUAUGAUUACGAUGAAUUUGAUUUAAUUUUAAGACAAAUAAGAUCUGUAGAUUCUAAUAGCAAUGAAGAACUAGAGAUAGAAAUUAGGUGACUAAUAUGUAAUACAUAAUAUAUAGAUAGUUAUGAAUAAAUAUAUUUUAAAUUAAA